Crotalus tigris (Tiger rattlesnake) is the source of this 4771-nucleotide messenger RNA. Its product is annotated as C4b-binding protein alpha chain-like. Gene Ontology annotation, biological process: negative regulation of complement activation, classical pathway. The transcript has 10 exons. Bases 432 to 1379 code for a protein of 315 amino acids. NCBI's taxonomy places the organism in Eukaryota, Metazoa, Chordata, Lepidosauria, Squamata, Viperidae. The record is from RefSeq and is a predicted model, not a curated record.
GGUUCCGGGCCCUGGCUCAGCUUCCUCUCUCCCGGCCUUACCUCCCUCUGGGAGGAGGUGGUGCGUUUCAUCUCCGCCUGCCUCCCUGGCGCGACCUGCCAGGGCACCGGAGGUCUGAAGAGCCAGGUGGCGAUAGAGGACUCCGGUCGGAACCCCAUGCGGGGAUUGCCUCGACGUCCUCUAGGCUUCCGCUUCUGGAGGAAGAGCCUGAGGCAGGCGGGGCUCGUAACGUAAAAUGCCAAGGCCCUGUCGGCCAGCCUUUUUCAGAUGGAUGGGGAACAUCUCGCAUUGGAGUGUUCUGUCCUGUUUCUACCUUACCAGAAUUUGAAGGUUCUGCACCAAUAAUUUCUUUUCCAUACCUUACACAUUAUCAGCGUAUUUUGUACCAGUGCAAACCAGGAUUUAAAUUAAUCAAUGAAAAAGUAAGCGUCAUGGUGUGUCAUGAUGGUACCUGGAAACCAAAGAAAGAUUUUUGCGAAAAAAUACAUUGUGGGCAGCCUCCAAAUAUUAUUGAUGGAUUUCACAAUGGAAAUGCAACCACUUACCCUAUUGGAACAAUAAUAAAUUACCGUUGCAGUAAAAAUUUUUCCCUUAUAGGGGCAUCAUUUAUGGUGUGCAGUGCUAAUAGAAAUCUUACAGGGCUGUGGAAGGAGAAGCCACCCAUAUGCAAAGAGGUAUUCUGCAAAGAUCCAGUGGUGGAACAUGGAAUAAAGAUAACUGAACUUGGGAAGCCAUAUAUAUAUCGAAGCAAUGUUACAUUUCAAUGCAAAAUUGGAUAUUUUAUGAUUGGAAGUUCUUUGAUUCGAUGUGAAAAGAACAACAUUUGGGUUCCCAUAGCACCGUUAUGUAAAAAGAUUUCUCCAGACAUAUGUGGUACUCCAUUGAUUCUCAAUGGCAACAUACAGCCUUUGCAACCUCAGUAUGAAACUGGAAAAACAGUUGCCAUAAGUUGCAACCAGAACUAUUCUUUUAUUGAUGACACCACAGUGAUGACUAUACAGUGUCAAGGCUAUAAUCUCUGGAAUCCUCCCGCACAAUUAUGUUUCUUUAGAACUUCACCAGAUAUUUUUCACCUUUUCAUCAAUCAUGGAAAAAUAGUCCUUGGGAAGAAAAAAUAUUACGACCCUGGAGAUGAGGUGGUUAUUGCAUGCCAUGCUGGCUAUGUAUUGAUAGGACCAUCUAGAAUUAAAUAUAUUGGUGGGAAGAAAUGGUUUCCUAGUAUUCCAAAUUGUCAUCUGAGUAUCUUCCUCAAACUAGUUAUAUUUGGGUGUUCAUUACCUGUGUUGAUUCUGGCAGUCAAAAUGUUUUACCAGAAAUAUUUAGAAGAAAGGGAUAGUAGUAGAAGCACAGAGGCUCAUAUGAUUAGGACGCUAAGUUAAUUUGCAAGUCUACAUUUGAAGCUCAAGUUCUGCUGAAUGUCAGGAAGAGCUCCCGUCAUUCGCUCCAGCUCUUGCCCACCUAGCAAUUCGAAAGCCUGCAAAUGUGAGUAGAUAAAUAGGUACCAGUUCGGUGGGGUCAUUAAUGGGGAUAUGAGAGAAGCACCCAAUUGGGCACCAUAUGGGCAAUGGUGAUGUCAUUAGCUAUUUUUUUUUCACCAUGGAAAUGACUCGGUGCUUCCAACAUGGAAGUACUUCUAGUAGUAGUGAUAGUACAAAUUGAAGUAAGAUUCACAAACGUUCUUAUUGGAACACCUUUAAAUUACAGAAGAAAAAAACUAGCUAUCACUUUCUAAUAUAUAAUUGGUAUGUUUAUCUUGUGUCCAUUAUUCUACUGGCUGUUCAUAAUUUUCUAAAUGCUAUUCUGUUUACCAUAUUAAACCUGUAUUCUGACAUAUUUUAUUAUUCUGCCUAUAGGUUAGUUCUCUGAUAUCCUUUAUUUUUGUGUAAUUUAUAAUCUUCUACUCUAGCUUCCAAUUUGUUUUAAUUUUUUUGUGGUCCUAAUUCCAAAAUUACAAAAGGAUCUAAGACUCCAUCAUAAAAAGUCCACAAAAUUUAUUAUCAAGAUAAUCACAUCUAAUAAUGCUCAGUACAAUCAGUGUGCCAGCUGUAUCACACUCCUGGGUCUCUGUGCCCACUGACAAAGCCCUGUGUUUCAGGAUCUUUCAAAAGGUUAGCAAGAUCAGGGCCAAACUGAUCUCUGGGGAGAAAAUAUACCACAUAUCACGGUAAGGCAUUUCUCUGAUGGGUAUGACCCAUUGUGUUCCAGCUUUAUUCUCUUGUAACCUCCUCCAAUGAAUGUAAAUACAAACUUUAAUUGCCUUUUCUUACUGAUGUCUUACUGACAGACAUUUCUUUUUCUUAACAGGUGAACAAGAGAAAGCCAGAGAAGAAUGAAAAAGAAGAAAGUACUGACACAGCAGCUAUAAUAGUUGCUUGGCUGCCUGGAGCAUGAGUAGAAUUUGUUCCAACAUGAGAAAAAAGACAAUUGAAUGAGCAAUGACGUAUUCUGCAGUAUGUUCAGAGAGUAUCCGGCAUCAUUGCUUUAGUGAAGGAGCUCAGUAGCAGCAACUGCCAGGUUCUCUGGCUGGUAUCCUAUUGCUUUUACUCAUGUUUGGUGGAGUGAUAUGGAUUGCUUUUACAAAAAAAAAAAAUGGUGAGUAUAUAUAUGUAUCUUAAUUUAUAUGGAAGACCAGCUAAUCCCUAUUUGAUUUUUUCAAAUCUUUGUCUUAGCCCUCAAGACACUUCUCAUAAUUAUGAUUUAGAAUUUGAUAACUUUAUCUUUAUAUAUGCCUCAGCAAUAAUCUUCAAUGCAAUUUUGUAUCUAAAAAUACUAAAAACUUUUAGCAUUUGGCACUGAUUUAUUCUUCAGCCAAAUGUGAAUCCGCAUAUAGCUUAAAAUGCAGAAAUAAACUAACAAAUAGAGUGUGACUUUCCCAUUUAAUGCCCGCAAAUUUAAAUAUUUUUUGGGAAAGAAAUAAAUGAAAUUUGAUUGACACAAUAGAUUCUAGUUAUUUGUUACUGAAACAAAGAACGUCGGUUGAAAAUACUCUUAAGGAAGUGGCAAUCACAAUUUAGGACAAUAUCAAAUAUCAAAAUGUAACAUGCACUGAGAGAAACACAGUGAUUUUAUGAUGUUUUGCCAUUCUCAUCAGCUGCGCUCCAUCAAUGCUCACUCUUUUUUAAGUUUUACACUGAACAACGCAUGACCCAUUAGGUCAGCAUUUCAGGGAUAUUUCCUUAUCUAAAAAGGGAGACAGAAUUAGCAUGGGUGGGCAAAAAAAAUCAGUGGGAGUGAUGACUUCUGACUUCUUGUCAGCUUCCCCAUUGAACUUUCUUGUGAAAUCAGAAAUAUUCUCCCUGUCCUCCCAGUUACACAAUACUUGCAUAGGUCCUAGUCUUUUGUACAGCAGUUCACUGACAAACUCACCUGGAUUUGCCAGUGUUUUGAUGUCUCUCAAGGUGGUGAUUAGGGUACUGUUUGCAUGUUAUUUGGGACUCUUUCAGGUUUGUAAACAUAAAGGAAGUGGAAAAGAUACUGUCUAGACUGGUUUUGCUGCAUGUGAUUUGGUCUUAUGCCAAUCCUGGCUAUUGCAAAGUGUAUAUGGAAAAAUGAUCACCUGGAUCCCUCAGAUUGUUAAUAUCUUCAUGAAGAAAAGCUGCCAACAGCAUUGAAGGUUGUGGUGCAUUCAUUUUCUAGGAAACCAUCUCUGGACCCUCUGCUCCUAGAUAACAAUUGUAGUAAUUCAAGCUUGUAGCUGAAGCUGAAACUAAAAGGUAUUGCUCAGUUAAAAUGACAGUACUGAGCUAUUAAGUCCCAAAGGACAUUGAGCUAGCUAUUGCCUUGAUGGCUUUCAGAGGUUAUUAAAAACUAGUUUUUUUCUGGUAAGCACUCAAAUAUUCCUAAUCUAGUGUGGCAUCACUUACUUUAUUCUUUUGUAUUUGUGAUUUUGUUUGUUAUGCUGUUUGUUGGUAAAGGAAGAUGGUCUGUGCAGAGUAGCAUCAGUUAAAAAUAAAUUCAAGAGCUUUUGAAAUUCCAACAAGUGUUUGAGGAAAGAUCUUGAACUCAGUUCAAAUUCAUUUUUCUAGAGAGAAAUUCCAAUCAUUCAUCAAUGUGUAUUCACUGGUGGCAAAAUACAGAAAUUAUUGUAUUUUUACAAAAAUCUGACAGCAAUGGCAUCUAGUGUUGGUUUUAUAUUACACUUUCAUAUCAAAUAGAAAUUAUUUUUAACAUUUUGUACAUUUUUUUUCUUUACACUGUUGAAACAAAGAUUUUUUUUUAGAACAGCAAAAUUCUGCAAUAGAAACAGGCAGAUAUUUUAAAUAAAUGUAAAUCAGCUUUCUAUUACAAUUAAGGCAAUUUUAACAAAAGCCAAUGAUUCAAUAACAUGUAUAAAAUAAUUAAAAUAGUGAUAAAAAUAAACAUUAAAAUUUAAAUAAAUAAAAUGUUUGUCUGCUAUUAGCUGAAAAUGUAUAGUGGAAAUAUAUGGGCAUUUCUCUCUCUCUCUCUCUUUCUCUCUCUCUCUCUCUCUCUCUCUUUCUCGAUAUAUGCUAGUUUAUUGUCAAUCCCUAAUGAAAAAUUAUUGAGUGACACAGAAAUAGAAUAAAAACCACAUUUUUUCUGUAUGUUUAUUAUCCAUUCAACAUAUCUUAAUUUUUUUUCUUAACCACUUUUAACACCAAAAACCAUGUUUUCCAAAAAAUAAAACCCAACGGGAAAAUAUGCCCUAGUAUGAUUUUUCAUGAAGCUCGUAAUAUAAGCCUCACCCCAAAAAUAAGCCCCAGUUAAGAUUGCCAGCUAGACGGAUGCAUUUAGUACUGUAUUUCUCCCAAAA